AUUCCAACUGUGCCAAGUGGCAGGCAACUUAAGGUCUCCCGGGGAAGAGAAUCUCAGCAGACCUUCCUCCUGUCAGUGCCGCCCAGGAAGGCCAGGCACAGGGCUCGGAGACAGCUCCAAGUCCUUGGGAAAAACUUGAAAUGAAAGGGACCUCACUUUUACCCCUGUGAGCUAACGUGAGUGCUUCCGUGGAUGUUCCAAAAUCAAAGGACACUUCACUUGUGACAGAGCGCGACUGUUUCGCCCCCAAAUAUUCUUUCUCCUCAGCCUCCCAGGCUACAGUGAUUCCCAGCUACACUGCCUUGAGGAAACUGUGACGUGUGUUCUUGGGCAGGGUCUGAGGUUUUGGAACCUUUUUCUGAAAGGGACGGAGAGAGCCCUCUGCAGCAUUUGCUAACCGAGAGGCUGGUGUGUUGGGCUGAGCUGGACAGGAUGCAGCGGGUUCCCAUGGGCAGCAGGCUGGUCCUGGUUCUCGCCUUCAUCCUGGUUUGGGGAUCUUCGGUUCAAGGUUACCCUGCUCGGAGAGCCCGGUACCAGUGGGUACGCUGCAACCCUGAUGGCAGCAACGCAAACUGCGUGGAGGAGAAGGGACCACUCUUUGACCUCAUCAUGGACGCAUCCACCAACCUCCUCCGCCCAUCGAUGGCCGAUCCUGCUUUGAUGAGAGGAUUCCCAGAUGAUAUCAUCCCUAUUUCUGAAGACAUUUCUGGGUCAGGCUCUGGCUCGGGUUCGGGCUCUGGCUCCGGGUCCGGGUCGGGCUCCGGCUCUGGUUCCGGCUCCGGAAGUGGCUUCCUAGCUGACCUGGAAUGGGAGUACCAGCCAGCAGAUGAAAGCGAGGCUGUCUAUUACAACUAUAGGCCUUUAGACAGGAUGCCCCACGAGCAAAACCAAGCGCAACCAGAAGAUCUGAUUAUAUGAAAGUGACCGUUUCUGCUCCCCACCUCCGCACAGAACAAUGUAGUCAGUAUACUUUGUGUACCACGUUUAAAUGAUCAGUCUUGGGAUAAAGAGUUUUACAUGAAAUUUAAAAUACCUGGAAAUGACUCUUAAAUCCUGUCAGCCUUUCCUCAUGAAUUCUUAAGGAAUUACGCUUAAAUGCUGUUACUGCUCUGGAAAAUAUCUGCACUUAUAUGUGUAUUGAAUCAACAUUAUGGAAUUAACUUCCAAACAGCCUUUAAAAGCCAUGCUGUUUCUGAAAAAUUCAAUUUGAAUAGCAAAUUGAUGAACAAUAUUUCAUACCAAAAGUGUUCAAGAACUCGACUUGUAUUGUGAAUGACUAAAAUCCUCCUUUUUAUGAUUAAAAAUAAAAUAAAACGAAACAGUGACCUCC
Molecule: messenger RNA, 1330 nt
Organism: Peromyscus californicus insignis
Lineage: Eukaryota; Metazoa; Chordata; Mammalia; Rodentia; Cricetidae
Gene: Srgn
Product: serglycin
Exons: 5
Coding region: 433-918 (161 amino acids)
Biological process (GO): negative regulation of bone mineralization; secretory granule organization
Cellular component (GO): secretory granule
Source: RefSeq, a predicted model, not a curated record